Molecule: messenger RNA, 1273 nt
Organism: Mesocricetus auratus (golden hamster)
Lineage: Eukaryota; Metazoa; Chordata; Mammalia; Rodentia; Cricetidae
Gene: Stub1
Product: STIP1 homology and U-box containing protein 1
Exons: 7
Coding region: 110-1021 (303 amino acids)
Biological process (GO): positive regulation of proteolysis; protein polyubiquitination; protein quality control for misfolded or incompletely synthesized proteins
Cellular component (GO): Z disc; cytoplasm
Molecular function (GO): protein-folding chaperone binding; ubiquitin protein ligase activity
Source: RefSeq, a predicted model, not a curated record
CACGCCGGAAGUUCCGGUGGCGGGUCGCCGACCGGGCGGAGCUGAUCGCUGCGCGGGCUGCGAGACCUAGGUGGCCGGGCGCGGAGCCCAAGCCGUGCCGCGCGGCGCCAUGAAGGGCAAGGAGGAAAAGGAGGGCGGCGCGCGGCUGGGCACUGGCGGUGGCAGCCCUGAUAAGAGCCCGAGUGCGCAGGAGCUCAAGGAGCAGGGGAACCGGCUCUUCGUGGGCCGCAAGUACCAGGAGGCGGCGGCCUGCUACGGCCGCGCCAUCACCCGGAACCCACUUGUGGCAGUGUACUACACCAACCGGGCUCUGUGCUAUCUGAAGAUGCAGCAGCCUGAACAGGCACUUGCUGACUGCCGGAGAGCCCUGGAGCUGGAUGGGCAGUCUGUGAAGGCACACUUCUUCCUGGGGCAAUGCCAGCUAGAGAUGGAGAGUUAUGAUGAGGCCAUUGCCAAUCUGCAGCGAGCCUAUAGUUUGGCCAAGGAGCAGCGACUCAACUUUGGAGAUGAUAUCCCUAGUGCCCUCCGCAUUGCUAAGAAGAAGCGCUGGAACAGUAUCGAGGAACGGCGCAUUCACCAGGAGAGUGAGCUGCACUCUUAUCUCACCAGGCUCAUUGCUGCUGAGAGAGAGAGGGAACUGGAAGAGUGUCAGCGGAACCACGAGGGUGAUGAGGACGAUGGCCACAUCCGGGCCCAGCAGGCCUGCAUUGAGGCCAAGCACGAUAAAUACAUGGCAGACAUGGAUGAGCUCUUCUCUCAGGUGGACGAGAAAAGAAAGAAGCGAGAUAUCCCUGACUACUUGUGUGGCAAGAUCAGCUUUGAGCUGAUGCGGGAGCCCUGCAUCACACCCAGUGGUAUCACUUAUGAUCGUAAGGACAUUGAGGAGCACCUGCAGCGUGUGGGCCACUUUGACCCUGUGACCCGGAGCCCUCUGACCCAGGAACAGCUCAUCCCCAACUUGGCCAUGAAGGAAGUCAUUGAUGCAUUCAUCUCUGAGAACGGCUGGGUAGAGGACUACUAAGACCCCAUAUCCUGCCUGGCACCCUGGCCCAGGAGGGUCUGGAAACAGAAGCUCCAGUUCCUGUAUAUAGUUUGUGUCCCUGGGCCUACCCCCAUCAGUCCUUGCUGAUGGGUUCUGAACUGCUCCCCUUCUCGGCAUAUCCCUUGCUGGGCCAUGAGCCUCCCCUGCCCCCCUUCUGGGCUGGAAAGCGGGUAAGGGUGGGCUGAGGUUGCUGCUGCUGCCACUGUCCUGUAAUAAAGUCUGUGAGCACUA